UAUCUAUGAAAUUUUCGAAAUUUUUGAGCAUAAAGUAACCAUUCUAUAGUAACUUGACAAGAAAAGUUAAGUUUAAAGCGAAAUAAUUUAAUGAAUGACAUUAUUGUUUCGAUAAUUCUCAAUGCUGAAAUUUGUGUGUGUCAGCUUAUAAUUUGAAAAAUGACAACCGUCACUUUUCCGCACUAGUGAAACUUUCUAAACUAAAACGCGGAAAAGUCCGCACACUUGUAGAAAAAAUAGUUAUUUUUCUCUGAAUGACAUUAAAAGUGGCAAAAACGGACACAGCUUUUUACACCUUCUGAGCCUAUCAAGUGUCAUUAGAAACACUUGACAGGCUCAGAAGGUGUAAAAAGCCAUGUCAGUUUUUGUCAUCUUUUUUGUUGAUUUGCUCCGAAAUUUUGACAGGCACAUGACUGGAUCAGAGAGUUUCAAUUUACAAACCACGUGCCUGUCAAAUUAUCAGAACAAAUCGACGAAAAAGAUGACAAAAACGAACACGGCUACUAUACAACAUUCCAGGUAAUAAUUUGUAUUGAACUGGUUAUUGAAUUUGACAAUGACAUUAAAGUAAACAAAAAAUUUUUAACAAAUGUGAUCAGUGCAAUUAAUAAAUGCUUAUAAAAAAGUGGAUUAUGAGUGAAAUUGGAACAGAUUCAGAGAAAAAAUUUAUUGUUCCACACAUUAGAAACUCAGAUUUAAUGCUGAUUUUCUGCUGUGUGAAACAUAAAAAAACGCUUUUAAUGUCAUUCGGAGAUUAGAAUAGCUAUUAAAUUAAAUAUUUAAGUAGGCACAUCCAUAUUCCAUCCGAACUAUAAUGGCAUCACCCAAUAAGACUUGGACAGUUGUUUGUUUUUAUUAUGUUAGUUUUAUUUCCCAAAUACAAUAUAAUUGAAUUUUUUUUAUUAUUGUUACAUGUGACGCUUUUAUAUUGAUCUUGACAAAAAUAUGUCUUCGCCCAAUAAAACCUGGACGGUUGUUUUUAUUUUACGGCCGACGAGACUGUGGAAGCAGUCCCAACCAGAUGGAUCAAUGGGGAUGAUUGUCUGUGGCCUGCUGUCCCAGCUGAAAAACUUAACAUGUUUAUCAAAAACUGUGAAUUCAAUUCUUGCUGGCCAUCGCACAAAGUGCGAACAUUCAGAAACGCAACCUAUGAUAACUAUAAAAUCGCAAGAGCCAAAGCGAAUAAAGCUGAAACUACUAGCGAUCUAAAUACAGAUAUAGGAGAAGAUACGGAAAAUGUACCAAUCAAAAGAUUCAGGAGGAAAAAAUAUUUAUCUUCGUCUGACUCUAGUGAGGAUGAGCCACUAAUAUUAAAAAAAAAAACAAAAAAUAGUCAAAAAUCUGCCUCCUCCACCAUCUUGGACAGAUGUGAUCAUGGAUGAAGACCCAAUUAGUGAAAUAAAUAAUAAUUUUAAUAAUUCACAGCCCAAUUAUUUAGAAGAACGAGUCACAGACGUUUCUAACUCGCAACAAUUGACAAGCUCUCCGCCAUCAACAAGCUCUCAGCCAUCAACAAGUUCUAGGACACCGUUACUACAGGUGCAGCCAGUAGGUAGUCCUAGAACUCCUGUGCAAAUGAUUCAGGAAAACAUGAAUAAAACAUCGAAAGGUUGCUGCUGUAACCCGAAGCUUUUGUACAACAUACAAUCUCUAUUAUUAGAAAUAAAUGCUAAAGUUGGAAAAUGUAAUUGUCAUAUUUUCAAGGAAGAAGUUAACAAUAACAUUUUGGCAGAAUCACAACAAGAUUUCCCCAUUUCUUCCAGAGAAAAUUUCAAGGAAUUUGAAAAAUUCCUAUCGAUCGUUUCUAAUUAUACAGCCUUGGUAAAUAUGUUCUCAUUCCACAAUUACUUCCUAAGCAUGCAUAAGUAUCUUUCGUUUUCAUUUUCCAAUUUCAGGUUCAGUUAUUCUCCAAACUUGGGGGCAUCAAUAUAUAUGAGUUUAUAAAACGAUGCAUUGCACCCAUAAUAAAGGACACAUUAGCAGAAGAGUUUUCCUUUUUGGGUAAAAAAGGAAAAAAUACAUUUGGCACCACAUUUUUGGCUAAAGCAGUAAUUGGUAAAUAUUAUUAAAAUAAACAUACCUACAUAUUUAAAUGCCUUUUGAUAUUUUAAAUCAUUCCAGAAACUAGGUUUCUUUUUCAGGAGCAUUAGAAAAGUAUACAGGGUUCCAACUAUUUCAUAUUUCAUAGGAACGGAACAGUAUUGCUAUCUUGGGAACGGUUAAAGUUACGAGAGCGUUUAAAUUAGAAAAAAGUUGCUAUUUUUGAAUAAUAUUGAAAAUAUUUAUAAACAUAUAGCUCAUUGGAAAAAGUAUUAUAAGGAAAAAUAAAACAAAACAAGCGUGAGUAGGUGCGAAUCACCCGUCUCUCUCUAGACCCAAAUAUCACAGUAUUUUUAUAACAUAUUAAUCACAGGUAUAUAGGUAAAAAUUCAAAAUAUCACAGGGCUUAAGUUUGGUAUACAAUAGAGAGUAGAAAGGGCUAAAAUGGGUAAAAUGUAAAAUCACAAUAAAAUAAACAGAUAAAAAGAAAUAUAAAAAGAAUACAAUAAAAUAAACAGGUAUAAAAAAAAAGGGUAAAUAAAAUCAGCAAACACACAAAAUAUCACGCAGUUAAAUAAGACAUAGAAUCACAGCUCGACUAAUUGGUAUUAGCGUGUGCCAGUAACGUGCUCCACAUAGAUGUCCCUAGACCACCUGAUGACAUCACUGCACAUUAGCUUACGCAUAAGUUUGGCGUAACGCUGAGAAACAUUGCACUGACGCAGGACGGCCUCAUUGUCCUGGUCCCAGGAUCCAAGGGCACCCACAAUAAAAGCAUCCAGAGUCACGGUUUUGCCCUGCGCCUCCAGCUCCGCAACCAGUGGCAGGUAUUUUUCUCGUUUUGUUUGCCUGGCUCUUUGCAGAGACUCGACGCCAUUUUCGAAUGGUAUUGUGACGUCGAUGAUGGUUACUUGGUUGUCUUUAGUCACCACAAUGUCAGGCCUGACGUUGGUGGUUGUAUUUGGGACGGUUCGGUUUACCAUUACCU
Molecule: messenger RNA, 3028 nt
Organism: Ceutorhynchus assimilis (cabbage seed weevil)
Lineage: Eukaryota; Metazoa; Arthropoda; Insecta; Coleoptera; Curculionidae
Source: the annotation of a GenBank genome assembly